This is a messenger RNA of Numida meleagris (helmeted guineafowl), 1624 nucleotides long. Its product is annotated as RNA-binding protein EWS-like. Gene Ontology annotation, cellular component: nucleus. Lineage: Eukaryota; Metazoa; Chordata; Aves; Galliformes; Numididae. Gene Ontology annotation, biological process: regulation of DNA-templated transcription. The record is from RefSeq and is a predicted model, not a curated record. The coding region runs from base 647 to 1624 and encodes 325 amino acids. The transcript is spliced from 9 exons. Gene Ontology annotation, molecular function: RNA binding; transcription coregulator activity.
UCUGUGCCCACAGAGCUGCACCCCAGGCCUCCGAGCCCUCGCUGUACGCUGUGAGCUCUCCUCCGCAGAGACUUGUUCAAUUCAGUAGUGACCUGAAUGUAUGGCUUUCUACCGAGGUUGGAGCGGAAAUGUCAUCUGAACUGUGUCGUAGGCAUCGCGUGUGGUUGUCUCCUCCCUUCUGAACUGUUAAUGUCAGGGACCCGCGGGCUGGUGCUGCGGGAGGCCGAGGGUGCCGCUUUGUGUUCACGCCGCGGGGAGGGAGCGACCAGCGGGCGGCCCCCACCGCUCCCAGGGAAACCACCCCUCUGUAACGCUCGGAAACGUUUUUUUGCCAAGUAUUGCACUGAUAAUACCGAUACCGGUCCUGAAAGGGUACCGACAGCAAAGUGGUGUCUAGAACCAGACAAGCGAGGUUGUGUGUGGAAAGGAAAUUUGAGCGAGCUGCCCUGAAGAAAGGCAUAGUGACGAGAUGAGAGAGAGAGAGACAGAUGCAUUGUUUGGAGAUGUUUAGCCAGUGCCCUUCUUCCCAGUGAGCCGCACAGGCUCAGAGCGGUACUGGCUUUGUAAAGGGACAGGCCUUCAUUUCUUCGUUUAUCCCCCCAGCAGCGCUGGAGAGCGAGGUGGCUUCAAUAAGCCUGGUGGACACAUGGAAGAGGGACCGGACCUUGACUUAGGCCCACCUAUGGACCCGGAUGAGGACUCAGACAACAGCUCAGUGUAUGUGCAGGGACUCAAUGAUAAUGUGACCCUGGAGGACCUGGCAGACUUCUUCAAGCAGUGCGGGGUUGUCAAGAUGAACAAGAGGACUGGGCAGCCCAUGAUACACCUCUACAUCGACAAGGAGACUGGCAAACCGAAGGGAGAUGCCACGGUAUCUUACGACGACCCAUCCACUGCCAAAACAGCCGUCGAAUGGUUUGAUGGGAAGGACUUCCAGGGCAGCAAGCUCAAAGUCAGCCUCACGCGGAAGAAGGGCCCGAUGAACAGCAUGAGGGGCGGGAUGCCCCCACGGGAGCAGAGGGGAAUGCCUCCCCCUCUCCGCGGAGGUCCUGGGGGGCCUGGCGGCCCGGGGGGACCCGGAGGACCGAGCGGCCCCAUGGGCCGGAUGGGAGGCAGAGGUGGCGACAGGGGAGGCUUCUCCUCGAGAGGACCACGGGGAUCCAGGGGGAACCCCUCUGGCGGCAGCGUGCAGCACCGCGCCGGAGACUGGCAGUGCCCCAACCCGGGAUGUGGAAACCAGAACUUCGCCUGGAGAACAGAGUGCAAUCAGUGCAAGGCUCCUAAACCAGAAGGGUUUCUCCCGCCCCCUUUUCCCCCUCCAGGUGGAGACCGCGGUAGAGGCGGCCCCGGAGGAAUGCGGGGCAGCAGAGGCGGCGGCCUGAUGGAGCGCGGGGGCCCCGGCGGCAUGUUCAGAGGCGGCCGCGGCGGAGACAGAGGUGGAUUCAGGGGAGGCCGGGGCAUGGAUCGAGGCGGCUACGGAGGAGGGGGCCGGCGAGGAGGGGGCCCCGGGGGCCCGCCCGGCCCGCUGAUGGACCAGAUGGGAGGCGGAGGCAGAGGCGGAAGACGCGGAGGCCCGGGGAAGAUGGACAAGGGGGGGCACCACGGGGGACAGGGGACUCCUUAA